CUUAAAAAUAUAAAUAAUAAGUAAUAAGUAUUUAAAUAUUUAAUAUAUAAGUAAUUAAUAAGUGUUGACAAUUUGAAAAUAUUUAUAUUAAUGGUGCCGGCUGUUGAGUUUAAUAUUUUAUGUAAUUUUAUGUAUCAACUUCAUAAAUUAUUGAGUAUCUGUGUUUUAUAAUGGUAAAAAUAACGUUUUGUAAAAGCUGGUCAUUCCUGAAAACAUUUACAAGAAACCACAGUUCAAAAGAAUGGCUAUUACGACAAAAAACUGAUCCAUAUGUAGAAAAAGCCAAAAUAAAAAGCUAUAGGUGUCGAAGUGCAUUCAAACUAUUGCAAAUGGAUGAUAGAUUUUCUAUAUUGAAACCAGGCCUAUGUGUAAUUGAUAUUGGUGCAGCUCCGGGUAGCUGGUCACAAGUAGCUGCAUCUAGAAUUAAUUCAAAUGCUACUAAUAGUGAAAUUCCAACUGGCUUACUGAUUGGUAUUGAUCUUCAACAAAUGUAUCCAAUAGAAGGAGUAACAUUAUUAGGAAAUUCUGAUUUCACAUCUCCUAAAACUUGGCAAAAGAUAAAAGAAUUAUUAAAUAACCGUCCUAUAGAUGUUGUUUUAAGUGAUAUGGCACCUAACGCUUCAGGAGUGAAACAUUUAGACCAUGAUUUAAUCAUAAAAUUAGCGUAUUCAGUAGUUAAAUUUGCUGUUUUAAACUCAAAUGUUGGUGCAACAUGUUUAAUUAAAAUACUGGACGGUAAUCAAAAUGCAAAGAUUGAAAAUACUUUGAUAAAAUUUUAUUCAAAUGUCAAAUUUGUAAAACCUGAAGCUAGUCGAUCAGAUUCAGCUGAAAAAUAUCUACUUGCCCGUGGGUUUAAAGGACUUAAACAAAGUUAAUUUCAAUAUUGUUAUAAAUGUGUAAAUAAUAUAAUAUAAUAGUUAUGUAUUUAUUUAUGUAAUGUAUUUCCUUAAAAAAAAAUGUUUUAUAAUACAUUUUUUAAAAGGUGCACCCCAUGCAUAUGUUGCUCCGUAUUACAAACUUAAAAUAUAAAUAA
Molecule: messenger RNA, 1033 nt
Organism: Acyrthosiphon pisum (pea aphid)
Lineage: Eukaryota; Metazoa; Arthropoda; Insecta; Hemiptera; Aphididae
Gene: Mrm2
Product: Mitochondrial rRNA methyltransferase 2
Exons: 4
Coding region: 171-875 (234 amino acids)
Biological process (GO): RNA methylation
Cellular component (GO): mitochondrion
Molecular function (GO): rRNA (uridine-2'-O-ribose)-methyltransferase activity
Source: RefSeq, a predicted model, not a curated record